UUGGUGCCACCAGACAACUUUGCGAUGGUCAACACUUGGGUGUACAGGUCCAGCUUUCCCAAGAAGAAGCACUUCACUUUCUUGAAGACACUGGGACUCAAAAGUGUCUUAACUCUCAUCCUGGAGGAGUACCCAGCUCAGAACAUGAAGUUUUUGCACGAUGAAGGGAUCCGCUUCUUUCAAUUUGGUAUUCCUGGCAACAAGGAGCCCUUUGUUCAAAUACCCGAGAACAUGAUCACUGCAGCUCUCAUCACCAUCCUGGACCGCAGAAAUCACCCCAUGUUGAUCCACUGCAACAAGGGCAAGCACCGUACGGGAUGUCUGAUCGGCUGCCUGAGGAAGCUGCAACAGUGGAGUUUGACCACCAUCUUUGACGAGUACAGGAGGUUUAGUCAUCCGAAGUCUCGAAGCAUGGAUCAAGAAUUUAUCGAGCUUUACCAGGAGAAUAGAGUGUGGUCUGAAGUUGGGUACAGGUGGUUGCCGCGAUGGUGA
This is a messenger RNA of Ceraceosorus guamensis, 492 nucleotides long. RefSeq names its product protein-tyrosine phosphatase. The annotation marks the transcript as partial. Gene Ontology annotation, molecular function: inositol diphosphate tetrakisphosphate diphosphatase activity; phosphatase activity. The transcript has 4 exons. The record is from RefSeq and is a predicted model, not a curated record. Gene Ontology annotation, biological process: protein dephosphorylation. NCBI's taxonomy places the organism in Eukaryota, Fungi, Basidiomycota, Exobasidiomycetes, Ceraceosorales, Ceraceosoraceae. Gene Ontology annotation, cellular component: cytoplasm.